This is a messenger RNA of Dovyalis caffra, 501 nucleotides long. NCBI's taxonomy places the organism in Eukaryota, Viridiplantae, Streptophyta, Magnoliopsida, Malpighiales, Salicaceae. The record is from the annotation of a GenBank genome assembly.
AUGGCUUCUAACCAGUUCAUUGCCUUUGCCCUUGUCACGAUUAUUCUUCCCACCCUUGCCGUGGCAACUGAACACAUUGUUGGUGAUGAUAAAGGGUGGACUGUUAACUUUAACUACACAGCUUGGGCUAGUGGCAAAGUGUUUCAAGUUGGUGACACACUAGUGUUCAACUACCAGCCACCACACAAUCUCUUUAAGGUGGAUGGAGAUGGCUUUAAGAACUGCGUACCUUCUGGAGAACCUACGAUCAGUGGACAUGACAUAAUAACCCUCAAAAGCCCAGGAAAGAAAUGGUACAUUUGUGGAAUUGGCAAUCACUGUUCUGAGCUUGGCCAGAAGCUGGUCAUUAAUGUCGUGGGGAGUGAAGCUCCAGCACCAACUCCUGCUGCACCUGCUACACCUACUGCACCUGCUCCACCUAAUGCUGCUUAUGGACUUGCUGCUUCCUGCUAUCAGAUUUUUGUGGCAGCUGUGGCUGUGGUGGCAAUGAUCGUGGCAUGA